This is a messenger RNA of Spodoptera exigua (beet armyworm), 2311 nucleotides long. The record is from the annotation of a GenBank genome assembly. Lineage: Eukaryota; Metazoa; Arthropoda; Insecta; Lepidoptera; Noctuidae.
AAAAAAAAAUCCGUUUAAAAAUACAAAAUGGCGGUGCGUUCUAUAAACCGUAUGAUCGAUUAUGUGAAAUGUAAUAGGAAAAUUAGGUUCGUGUUGGCCACGGCAGUAGUGUUACUGCUACUGGGCAUAGUUUGUGCCAUAUUCUUCGGAUCAUGGGUCCGGAUGUUCAUAGACCAUGAGCUGGUCCUCCGUCCCGGCUCGAUGACCUUCGAGUGGUGGGCGAGGCCCCCGGUGCGGCCAUUUGUCAAGGUCUACGUGUAUAACGUGACCAACGCUGACGAGUUCCUCAACAAUGGAUCCAAACCGAUCCUGGAUGAGCUUGGACCUUAUGUUUACUCGGAAGAAUGGGAGAAAGUGAAUAUCACGGACAACGAAAACGGAACACUCUCAUUCCAUUACAAGAGGACUUAUACCUUCCAACCCGAGCUCAGCAAGGGAAUGGACGACGAUGCUGUAGUGGUCCCGAACAUACCUAUGCUGAGUGCGACAUCACAAUCGAAACACGCGGCGCGUUUCCUCCGACUUGCCAUGGCCUCCAUCAUGGACAUCCUCAAAAUCAAGCCUUUCGUUGAAGUAUCCGUCGGUCAACUGCUGUGGGGUUACGAGGAUCCUCUACUGAAGCUGGCCAAGGAUGUUGUGCCUAAGGAACAGAAGCUGCCUUACGAAGAAUUUGGGCUGUUUUAUGGUAAAAACGGCACCAGUCCUGAUGUGGUCACAAUGUUUUCCGGCGCAAACGAUAUGACCACUUACGGUAUUAUCAGCCACUACAACAUGAGAGAGAAGCUCCAACACUGGACCAGUGACCAGUGCAACAGCAUCGCAGGGUCUGAUGGCUCCAUCUUCCCCCCUCACAUCACCAAGAAUGAUACCCUCGCUGUUUACGACAAAGAUCUUUGCCGAUUGCUGCCUCUGAAAUUCUUGGAAGAAGUAUCAUUGGACGGUAUCCAGGCGUACAGGUACACUCCUCCUGAAGAUGUCUUCGCUAAUGAUGAGCACAACCGUUGCUUCUGCCCGGCUGGACCUCCGUGCGCGCCUAACGGACUCUUCAACGUAUCACUUUGCCAAUAUGACUCGCCCAUCAUGCUAUCGUUCCCUCACUUCUAUCUGGCUGAACCCAGCCUCCGUGAGGCAGUUGAAGGUAUCAGCCCACCAAUCCCAGAGAAACACAGACUUUUCAUUGACGUUCAACCGGAGAUGGGUAUCGCUAUGAGAGCUCGCGCCCGUAUCCAAAUCAACUUGGCUGUGUCCCAAGUCGUUGACAUCAAACAGGUCGCCAACUUCCCCGACAUUGUGUUCCCCAUUCUCUGGUUCGAAGAGGGUAUCGACGAGCUCCCUGAGCAGGUCCGCUCCCUCCUCCGCCUGGCGACUCAGGUCCCUCCUCUCGCCCGUAGCGCGCUGGGUUGGGGACUAUCAGCCCUGGGUCUACUGCUCAUCUUGCUUGCUGUCACCUGUCUUAUCAGAUCUUCCCACCGCCAAAGUACGUUAAGGCUAGAAGGACACGUGGUAGCGAAGCCGCCGCCCGCCAAAACCCCAAGUAAAGACAACGGCUACGAACUAAACAGUAGAAGAUAAUCCUUAUUGUAAGCAAUCAUUAUAUUUUACCUAUUUUGUAAUUAUACAAGAAUUUCUGAUCAGCUCGGUAAACGUCACUAGUGUCAACUGUCAGAUCUGACAGGUCAAACUGUCAACUGUCACCUGUCAAUUGUGUGCAAUGUCAAAUUUGAUGUUUAUUUUUGUAAUUAUUGAUCAAUAGAAUUGGUUGUUUCGUUGCAUGAGUUGUAUGUUUUUGGUGUUUAAAUUUUUUUUGAUUGAUUUUUUCAUGUGUUUAUACAUUUUUAGACUGGUUUUUUCUUAAGGUGCAGACAGUUAUCGGCUUUUUAGAAAUUCUCUUUAAAAGAAAACUGUCUUAAGACUAAGUUUAGUUUUAUAUUCGUGCCUAAAGACAUUUUUGUCCUACCAGGAAUCGAAUCUCAUAUCAAUCGAUCUGAUAAACAAAGCAUUGUCUUUAUAUACGAGUAUAGAAACAUAUAGCGAAAAUACCUACUUACUUAGUUUUUAUAUUUAGAUUUUAUAAUCUGUAGUCACAAAGUAUUUUUAAUCUAUAUUACAGAGUGUUGCCAGGCCAAAAACUAUUUCAAUAUGGCGACUUCCGGUCUUAAGGCAGUUACAUUUUUAAUUACCAUUCCUUGUAUAGUUCUUGUAAUGUUUUUCUUUGAUAUUGUAAAUAAUUUACAUCCAAAAGUAUAACACAGUUUAUAUUUUACACACAUAAUCUAUUUCAAGACUUCUCUGUCGAUUCCAAACUAGUUAA